AUGGCAGAGUUACAAGAACAUUUAAACGAAUUUAUUUCACAAAAUGCAAAAACUGAACGAACAAUUAGGUGUGAUCCGGAUGGUAUCAAUUUUGAGCGUUUUGCCGCCCUGUGUGAUCUUGCCGGGGCACCCGAAGAAAUCUAUAAAUCGUUGUCUACUGCACUGUCGUGCCUGCGAAGCGCUGCUUCGAAAGAGGAGGAAAAAUCCAGUGCAGCAUCCACCAUUGUAAAGGGUCUGAUUGAGAAAACGUCCAAAUUCGUCACCUUAGAGCAGUAUACAUGGUUAGCACGUACUACGAUCGCUGCCCAGUUACUAAACAAUUUGCCAGCGAAUGUAUCCAUCUUGAUCAGGAGACUAAGUUUUGCAUUGGAAAGCAUCGAUCUGGCAGCUUUCAAUCAUACCCCGCAUGUGAUCAACAACAUAGCAAAAUGUCUAAAGGAAGACAUUCCCCUGAAUGGAGUCGAUCUGUUGUAUAUAAUCAAGAAGCUUGCCAUAGCAAACUCUCCAGUGCUCUAUUACACUGCAGUGGCGCUUCUCUUUGCAGAGCUCCACACAGUCACACAACCAAGCACAAAAAUUGAACAGUAUCGCGUUCAAAGCGUGACUGAAUUUCUGAAUCACCUUGAGGUGCUGAACAUGCAGUAUCUGCAAAUGCAGCGGCAUAACUUGCGGGCCAUUUACCAUGUAUUGAAAUUAGUCAGCUUGUACCAGAACAUGGUUGUUAUGCGUCACGUUGGUACAUCGAAAGCGGAGCUGAUGAUCGAACAUAAAGGUUUGGCAGAAUGUUUUCACGCAAGUAUCGCUCAAACGGAAACAUUACGCCAGUGGUUGGAAAAUUCAAGCGGGGUCAUACAGGUAUUCGGCAACGAUCAGGAUGAAGAUUUUUUAAUCCUGGCUGAUUUACUGCAAGUGGACAUGAUUCCGCUGUUCGAUGAUUUGAAACAAUCAGAUGAGCUCGUGUGA
Molecule: messenger RNA, 963 nt
Organism: Anopheles nili
Lineage: Eukaryota; Metazoa; Arthropoda; Insecta; Diptera; Culicidae
Exons: 3
Coding region: 1-963 (320 amino acids)
Source: RefSeq, a predicted model, not a curated record